Molecule: messenger RNA, 1158 nt
Organism: Metarhizium album ARSEF 1941
Lineage: Eukaryota; Fungi; Ascomycota; Sordariomycetes; Hypocreales; Clavicipitaceae
Product: Chalcone isomerase, subgroup
Exons: 1
Coding region: 1-1158 (385 amino acids)
Molecular function (GO): intramolecular lyase activity
Source: RefSeq, a predicted model, not a curated record
AUGCUUCGCCCAUCACGGCUCGCCCGGCCACUCGCCCGGGUGUCAGGCCGUCCAUCCGCAGUGCCGACUGCCAGCCGUGCGCGGCUCUCCCAACGAGCAUCUACCCGCGCCACCCACGACCUGGACCUCAACAGGCUCAACAACAAACGUCGCGACUAUGAGAAGAACCGCACAGCGUUCCUGGCCGCCGGCGCCGUUGCCGGAAUCAUUUCCUUCGUCUACACGGCAUGGAAGCUGAAGAAGGCGCUGGAUGCACAAAGCGCCAAGGAAAAAAUGGCAGUACGAUGCGACGCCCCCAUUCCCACCGAGGCGUUCAAGACGGAGGCCGGCGAGAAGCGCAAGGUCGUCCUCCACGACGAACAGGGCAGGGAGAUUGUUCCCACGGGAUACAGCGUCGUCCCGGCGUUUCCCCGCACCAUGGACCUCGACCUCCCGGGAGGUUCGACUGCAGACCAACCCGUGGCCGCAUCCCUCUCGGACAGCGCCGGCGUGGAAUACACACUCGUCGGACUGGGCAUGCGCACAGUUACCUUUAUCGGUAUCCAGGUAUACCUGGUGGGGUUCUACGUCGCCACGCAGGACAUUGAGCGCCUGCAGCGUUACCUGGUCAAGAAGAUCAACCCGCUCGCCACGACGCUGAUUCCCUCUGAGAAGGAGGCCCUGCGCAGGGCGCUCCGCGAUGCCGCCGAGGGCGAACGGACGUGGGACUCUAUCCUGAGGGAAGCCGGGUGCCGCACGGCCUUCCGCAUCGUGCCCGUCCGCGACACCGACUUUCAUCAUUUGAGGGAUGGAUUUGUGCGAGCCGUUCAGGCUCGCUCCGGGCGCGACAAGACGUACAACGACGAGGCGUUUGGUGCGGCUAUGAAGGACUUCAAGAACUUCUUCAACCGCGGACAGGUCCCCAAGAAGAAGGAGCUCUUGCUGUCGCGCGACGCGCGGGGGACGUUGGCGGUUCUGUAUGGCGAGGGAGGUCAUGAGCAGCAGGCUGGUAGGACCUUGAUGGGCACUAUUUCUGACGAGAGACUAUCCAGGCUGUUGUGGUUGAACUACCUGGCAGGGAACAGGGUUGCUUCUGAGGGGGCUAGGGACAAUAUCAUCGAGGGAAUUAUGGAGUUUGUAGAGCGGCCUGUUGGAACUGUCGCCGCACAGAUCUUGUAG